Durusdinium trenchii is the source of this 452-nucleotide messenger RNA. The record is from the annotation of a GenBank genome assembly. Lineage: Eukaryota; Dinophyceae; Suessiales; Symbiodiniaceae.
AUGUCCAGGAAGUUUAUCUACUUGGAGAACGUGAAGAGCAUUCUGUCCAAGCAGAACGACAUGAAGGACCUCAUGUACUUCCUGAUCAAGGCUUGUUGUUCCCGUGGUCUCACGUUGAGUUGGACCAGUGUGGCCUUGGAGAACGUCGGAUUGCCAGCGCAACGGAGGAGGACCUUCUUCUUUGCUGUGGUCAAAGGCUGCAGGCUCUUCCAGGAGCUGGAGUUUCGCCCCAUCAAUACCUUUUUUCAGGAACCUUUCAACCCACGGAACUCGCUGCCAUUGCACCAAUGUCUCACCGUGGAGAAGCCAACAGAUCAGGACAACGAGAGAUUGAAAAUCCUCGGCAAUGUUGUUGUGCCUGCUUGCGCCGAUUUGGCAAGCGCCAUUUUGCAUUGUGUGGUGAGGCAGGGGCAAGGCCAGGUAUAUGUUAGUUUGUAGGUGGCCGUUCGGUG